Molecule: messenger RNA, 2029 nt
Organism: Impatiens glandulifera
Lineage: Eukaryota; Viridiplantae; Streptophyta; Magnoliopsida; Ericales; Balsaminaceae
Product: sorting and assembly machinery component 50 homolog
Exons: 4
Coding region: 120-1715 (531 amino acids)
Biological process (GO): protein insertion into mitochondrial outer membrane
Cellular component (GO): outer membrane; SAM complex
Source: RefSeq, a predicted model, not a curated record
CGCCGUUUACUCUGUACCGUCAGUCCUCUCCUCCGAAGAUCCAUUCCCUUUGCGAGACUUCACCAGUCAGUUAGUCAUUUCCGACCGCCGCCUUCUCUCUCACACUCUUGUGCUCGACCAUGGCUAUCCCCGAAGAAGAAGAAGAACAACUGAAGAAUCAGACACCAAAUACAGACACGGAUGAGGAGGAGGAGGAUGAACUCUUCAAUGGCGACGACGACGAAUUCGAUGACGAUGAUGAUGAUGAAGAGGAACUUGAGAUUGAGGAUUCUAGCCCGCGUUCACAUAAGGCUAGAAUGGAGAAUCUAUUCCGGAGGAUAUCCACGGAGGGAGUGCCUCUGAGAGUCCACGACGUUAUCAUCAAGGGUAAUACCAAGACCAAGGAAUCGAUUAUCGAAUCAGAACUCGAAAGUCUUAGAGACGCAACUACUGUCCAAGGGCUUCUACAGGCUGCAAGUAUUGCUAAUUCUCGUCUUAAUCGUCUUGAUAUCUUUGAUUCUGUUAACAUUACCCUCGAUUCUGGCCCGCCGGAAUUGCCCGGCACCACCAAUGUUGUCGUAGAGGUUGUCGAGUUGAAAAACCCCCUCACUGGCGACUUUGGAAUCUUUUCAAAACCCGAGGCAAGAUCUUGGUCCCUUGAAGGAUCACUGAAGCUAAAGAACUUGUUUGGAUAUGGAGAUCUAUGGGAUGGGUCUCUAACUUAUGGAUGGGAUCAAACAUCUGAGGUUAGUGCUGGUGUUGCCUUACCCAGAUUGAAAGGAUGGUGGGCGCCUGUAAUGACUAGAGUGUCUCUUCUUUCUCAAGAUUGGAUGAAGUUUUCUUCUUAUAAAGAACGAGCAUUGGGCAUAUCCCUUGGCCUAAUAUCUACUAGAAACCAUGAACUGGCAUCAACCUUUUCUUGGCGUACUUUAACAGAUCCUUCCCAAAUGGCGUCCAGGGAUGUGAGGAGACAGCUAGGGCAUGGAUUGCUAUCCUCAUUAAAGUAUACCUUCAAAAUUGACAAGAGAAACUCACCUUUACGACCCACUAGUGGAUAUGCUUUUGUUUCAACUUCUCAUAUUGGAGGUCUUGUACCUGAUUAUCGGGCCCUGCGUACUAUCCGUCAGGAGUUUGACCUUCGUUAUUCUCUCCCAUUGGGAUUCUAUCAUGCUGCAAUAAAUGUGGGGGUCGCUGCUGGGGUAGUUUUCCCUUGGGGAAAUGGAGCCCUAAACACACCCUCAUACUUACCAGAAAGAUUUUUCUUGGGGGGGAAUUCGUCUCCAGUUUGUACUCUGGGAGGCCCAACAACGCUAUUGGGUUUCAAGUCUAGAGGACUUGGCCCUACUCAGCCAAGAAGAAGGCAAGUUGGAGAAAAUGGUGCUGCUGCUGAAAAUUCAGAAGACUCUUCUUCUGAAAGAGAUUAUCUAGGAGGAGACCUUGCUGUUACUGCUUUUGCUGAUCUUUCUUUUGACCUUCCAUUGAGGGUUUUCCGCGAAGCUGGCAUUCAUGGUCACCUCUUUGGUUGUGCUGGGAACCUAACAAAGUUAACUGAGAAUGCUUUCAGAUAUUUGUCUUUCCAGAGCUUCCGCGAUUCUUUCAGAAGCUCUGCUGGAUUUGGGAUCAUUGUGCCUACUAAAUUGUUCCGUAUGGAGGUUAACUACUGCUACGUACUGAAACAGCUGGAGCACGAUCGUGGCAAGACUGGCGUGCAGUUCAGCUUCUCUGCCCCGUUAUAAAAAUAAAAAUUGGGAGCUUAGAAGAGCGCUUCUUCUGGCAUGUAUUGAGAAUUUUUCAAACAUCAUUUAUUGUUGGCUUUUUUCGUUUCUGAGAAUCAGAGUAAUGUAAUUCAUCGUUACGGAUACACAACUCUUUAUGAAGUGUAAUUGUAGGGCAGACGGGGAUCAUCGGUCGAAAUAGAAAUAAGUGGCACUUUUAAAAUUCUAGGGUGACUUGUUGGAGUGUUUGAUUUGAUUAUGUUUCAUUUUGCUUGUGACCAAUGUUUGGAAAUUCUUAUUCUGCCAUUAACCUGCGUUUAAUUAUCUUAAAAAGU